AUGCAGAUUUAUGGCAUUGGCUCAAAGAUUUCUUUACUACAAGAUUUCUGUCAUGAAAUUUUAAAUGAACACACUUUUUUAUUAAUUGAUGCGUUUCAACCGUCAGUGAAUAUUAGAACAAUCUUUCAUGCUUUGGAAUCGAAUCUCCAUUUGAAACUUUCGAGAAAAAAUAAUAUUAAACUGUUGGAUUGGGCGAAUUCAAUUUCGAAUGCCAUAUCGAAAAACAAUGAAGACAUUGUUUUAGUUAUAAAUAAUAUUGAUGGAUCGGGGCUAAGGUUGAAUGUCGAACAGCAAGCUCUCGCGGAAUUGGCGAAAUGUCCAAAUAUUCAUAUUUUGGCAACAAUUGAUCAUUUCAAUGCAAUGGUAUUGUGGAAUCAAAGAAUAUUAUCAGCAUUCAACUUUCUAUGGAUAAAUGUGAAUACAAUGCUCAGUUAUAAACAAGAAUUUCUCGCAUGUGAAUCGCGAUUGCUUGAAAUAAAUACGAAAAGUGGUGGAAUUAUGCAUACAUUUGCAUCACUCGAUGUUGUUUGGCAUUCAUUAACCACAAAUUCUCAAAUGAUUUUGUAUAAAAUCGCGAAAAUUUAUUAUCUUGGAAAGCGAUCUAUCGAAUUUUUCGAUUUGUUUCGCAGAGCUAAAGAUGAUUUCCUUGUUUCCACCGAUACAGCACUUCGUCAGCAGCUCGUUGAAUUCGUCGAUCAUCAACUGAUCAGCAAGAAACGUCAGCAAGAUGGUAAUGAAUAUAUCUCGAUGCUUGUCGAUGAAAAGGUAAUCCUGGAAUUUCUCAAAAAAUAUACUAAAUUUUUUAUUUUUUAUUGA
Molecule: messenger RNA, 816 nt
Organism: Dracunculus medinensis (Guinea worm)
Lineage: Eukaryota; Metazoa; Nematoda; Chromadorea; Rhabditida; Dracunculidae
Source: the annotation of a GenBank genome assembly